Aphanomyces invadans is the source of this 1005-nucleotide messenger RNA. RefSeq lists its product as hypothetical. Gene Ontology annotation, molecular function: GDP-mannose hydrolase activity. Bases 13 to 927 code for a protein of 304 amino acids. The transcript is spliced from 4 exons. The record is from RefSeq and is a predicted model, not a curated record. NCBI's taxonomy places the organism in Eukaryota, Oomycota, Saprolegniomycetes, Saprolegniales, Verrucalvaceae.
AACACCACCGACAUGCAGCGGCGGUGUGUGUCGUUCCUCGACGCGACGUCGGGGGCGGCGUACUUGCGCUCUCAAGUGCGGGUUGAGCUCUCCUCGGCAUAUAACCGCAAGGUCCAUCCUUCCAUGGCGCUGGAGCAGAGUAUUCACGAUACAUGGGAAACCAAACUCGCCGCGAAUCCUCAACUCUUCAACGGGACGAAGUUCAGACUGUCCGAGUUCGCUGCGACGCCAACAGAGCUCCACAUGAAGUGGGGUCUCACAGAUUACAAGACGUACUUGGGUCUGUGCUCGCGUUGCGACGUCGUGAGCACGCUCGGAACGCCAACCCACCCAGACGUGUCCAUGUACUUGUCCAACAAAAUCGGCGUGGCCGCCGCGCUUGUGACGGCAGAUGACAAGUUGUGCUUUUUGAAGAGGAGCGCCACCGUCGGCGCGUACCCGAACCUACUGGACGUGCCAGGCGGCCAUCCCGAACCCACGCACAUCGAUAUCGACUGGCGCUCCCUUCCCACCGUGCCCGAUGGUGCCACGAACGACCGUUGCGUCGACGAGUUCUUUGACUCGAUCACGACAGAGAUAUGCGAAGAAGUCAACGUUCCGUUGGCCACGUUGUCCCCGCCGCGGCUGCUAGGCGUGACCAUGCAGGGAAAAGCUGCCACACCAAGCUUCGCGUUUCUCGUGCAGUGCAGUCUGGACGCCGCCGCGGUCGCGGGCUGUUACGACCAAGGGCCAGUAGAUCAAUACGAAGCAACCAAGCUGAUCUUUCAGUCGACACAAAACGUGGUCAACUCGUGGAGGUCUGUUCUUGAUGUGGUGGCAGACGCCAAGCUCAUCUUGUACCGUCCUAGGUCGGUGGGCUUGACGCCGUCAGCGGCUGGGUGCAUCGAGCUGCUGGGACGCUAUUUGGAGUACGACCACGUAGCAUAAACCAUAGGCACGUCGAGCGGGGCUCAGAACUGCAGUUUGUACGUCAAUCCACGUGUCCAUCGUGCCAUCACAAGCAUG